ACUUACCUCCCCGUGGCACACGCUUAGGCGAGAUGCGCUAGACCAGUCAGGUUUUGCGCCUACUCGUUUUAUAUCAGUUUUGGGACGGAUGAUACACUGGACACGAUGAGGCUGGCAACUAGUUACCUUGCAAUUAUCUUGAUUAUUGGCACGAUGCUGACGGCGAUCGUGGCACAAGGAACGGGUUCGGAAUCAAUCGUGUGCUACGAUCCAAACGAAGUGUACGACGAUUGUGGUCCAGCUUGUGGCGAUCGUACCUGUACAAACCAGCGUAAAAAUGACAGUGCCUGUAGACGUUCCUGCAAUCCCGGUUGUUUCUGCCGGGGCGGCUAUGUCCGUAACAAGUCCAAUAGAUGCGUUCCGUCGUACAUGUGUCAGUCCAUGGGUUAGCCGAGCGGUGCAGCGGAAAGUUGUCGUAUUAUCAUUUCAGUGGCCCAUUUUGCAUCAAUAAAGGCAUAGAGAAAUUACAACACAA
Anopheles merus is the source of this 475-nucleotide messenger RNA. RefSeq names its product chymotrypsin-elastase inhibitor ixodidin-like. The record is from RefSeq and is a predicted model, not a curated record. The transcript is spliced from 2 exons. Lineage: Eukaryota; Metazoa; Arthropoda; Insecta; Diptera; Culicidae. The coding region runs from base 106 to 390 and encodes 94 amino acids.